Messenger RNA from Leishmania braziliensis MHOM/BR/75/M2904, 7026 nucleotides. RefSeq lists its product as hypothetical. Bases 1 to 7026 code for a protein of 2341 amino acids. The record is from RefSeq and is a predicted model, not a curated record. Gene Ontology annotation, biological process: protein phosphorylation. The transcript has a single exon. Lineage: Eukaryota; Euglenozoa; Kinetoplastea; Trypanosomatida; Trypanosomatidae. Gene Ontology annotation, molecular function: ATP binding; protein kinase activity.
AUGGAUGACCUGCCUUGCUGGCCGCGUUACCGACCGAUCCGCGUGAUCGGUCAGGGCGGCUUUGGCACAGUGUACCUCUGCGUUGACACGGAGCCGACCAGCAUUAUGUAUGAGCAGCAGGUGGCUGUCAAGGCCGUCUCGCUCAACAACUUUUCCGAUGAGGAGGUGCUCAUGGCGAUGUCAGAGGUGUCGCUGCUGAGGAAUAUUGGGCACCCUAACAUAAUCACCUACUACGACUCGUUUCUGCACGAUGAGGAUGAGUCAGUGCAGCCACGGAAGGGAAGCACCACGCUCGUUUCACAGCCUCAUGGCGACGACAUCGCCGCAGCUGGGGAGGCCUUUCGAUCGCAGUGGCUCUGUCUUGUGACGGAGUACAUGGAUGGCGGCGACCUUGCUUCGCUGCUGCGGCAGUACAGCGGCCAAGGACUGAGCGGCACCGGCAGUGUGCACCAAUGCAUAACGUUGAGAACAGAGGAGACGACCACCGGAGUGCACAAGCUGCAUGGAUCGUCCGCUGCUGUAUCAGACAACGCUGCUACAGGCGUCGAUCAAGCGGCAGCGAGUGGGGAGGACUGGGCGAGUCGCAGCCGACGACACCGCCAGCGCCUCGCAGCGACUCUCCGCUCCGCCCCGCAUCCACCGGCAUCGACGUGUUCCACAGCAGUGAAGGUAACCGCGAUGCGGUGGGACGGCCUUGGCACUUCCUCCGGCCAGACGUGGAUGUCUGACGCACCGGAGGCAGCGAUGCCCGCUACCCCGCUUGGGGCCACCGAAUUGGAGGCAGCUGGUGUGGUGCGUUGUGGUAGCUGCAGCAGCAUCCGAAAACCCAUUACGACCGCCAGCAAUGCUACCGUCGGCUCUGCCGGCACGAGCCCGCCGUACCUCGCCAGCUUAAGUGGUAAUGCUGAGGUUGCCGCUGCUGGCCGCGCCUCUGACCCGUGUGAACCCCAGCUCCCGCCUCUGCCGAAUCAGCUGUGGCUUGAAUCCUUCCUAAUCACAGACAUUGCAAAGCAGUGCCUCGAUGCUUUAGCCUACUUGCAUGCGCUGUGCAUCGUCCACCGCGACAUCAAGCCGUCCAACAUAUACGUCUCAAAGCGCGACGGCAUCGUUAAGAUCGGUGAUUUUGGCGUGUCGAAGUUGCUGCAACCCGCGGAGCCCUUUACGACGACGUUUGUGGGGACCCCGUUUUACCUCUGCCCUGAGCUCUGCCUGGGUGACCCCUACUCCUUCGGUGCCGACAUCUGGGCACUUGGUGUGAUCCUGUAUGAACUCUACUGCCUGAAGCUACCCUUCACCUCUGACAACGUGCUAGCGCAGAUCUACGUCAUCACGGAAGGCACCUAUGACACUGCCGCGCUGAGCACGCCGCAUGCCUUCGCAGAGCCUCAGCUGGCCGUGCUGGAGACGCUCUACGGCCCUUCCUUUCUCCGCUCUGAGCAGCUGCUGCACUCCCUUGUCGUGAGUAUGGUUAGUCAGAUGCUGCGGGUUGACCCAGCAGAGCGCCCCUCAGCUGAAGAGCUGCUAACUGGCGUGUUCGGCGCCGGCGGCACGUCACGGUGCGGCUCGAGCGCAGGUCUCCUGGCCACCUCGGUGACGCCGACACCGCUGCACCGCCCCCGACCCACCGGUGUACUAGCCUGCGGCACCGUCUCCACCCCUUCGCAGCGCGGGUCAUCAUCCGCUGCCGCAGCUGGGGAAAUAGCGCCAACCACGUCGCAAGCGUCGCUCAACCGCUUAGGUCCUUUAGCAAGUGAGCAGCACGCUCUGUGGGCAGGCACCCUCGUCGCGGCCGCGUUCAAUACUAUGCAGCAGCAACAGCAGCCACCAGCAACGCCACCCCCGCACCGGCAGCAAGGAGCAUCUCUCGUUUCCUCUACAACUUCCAGGAGUCGCUGCAGCCGCGCGAAGAGGGACGGCGUGGCUAAGGAUGUCACUGGCGCGCACUCCACCCUCGCUGUUCUCGUGAAGGCGUCUGUUACGGAAACACUCCAAGGUAUGCCGCCCGCGCAGCGCGAACGUCUUGGCAGCCGUGCAGCGGCAAAGGAGAGGGGUGAAAGAGAGGAGCAUUCACCGGCGAUGCUGCCUGUGUCAUCGCCAAGAUUGACGCCCUCCUUGACGCUCUCCCGUUCUAGCGUGGUGGCCGGCGUGCGAAGCAACAGCGCCAACGGACAAGUCACGCUAUUUUCACUGGACCUCGCCGGGCGCGGACGGGCAGAGGUGUUUCCACUGUGCAAGGAGAGCGGCGGUGGUGCCGUCGUCACCUCGCCACCGUCUCUUGACCUUGCUGACUGCACGGCUCUGCAUCUGCUUCCUGCAGCACCGUUCCCGCUGGAGCAGCUCUACGACGGUCUCACCAGCAUCCGCGAAUCUUCCGUGAACGUCAGAGGCACGACUAGAAAGCAGCGUACGGUCGAAGACAAGGGGCCAGUGAGGUCUCCACUAGGGGAGCAGGUCGCACGGCGGUCAGCCUCAGCUUCAUUAUCCCUGUGGGCAGCUGACACGCCACGUGUCGAGUGCAGCCGCUACGAGGAGGAGGAUGCGCUAAACCAUCCCAUCGGCGCGCAGACAUGCAGUGAGAUGAUGGAGCUGGUGGAGAACAUUCCGUGGCUCAAGAAUGCCGAGGUCUUCUCCGCCAUUCCGCUCUCCGCCGGCUGUGACAACGUUAUGCUUGUUGAGCGCGCGAAUCGAAGCUCUGUGUCUGCAAUCGUCCAUGACGGCGUGGUAAACUCUGCCACCGGCAACACAGCAGCUGGCAAUGCCCAGGAGUGGGCAGAGGAUGCUGCUGCUGCGUCGAAGAAUUCGCACACUGCGCCGUACCAGCAGCAGCCGCGCCUGUCAGCGACACCGCCGUCAUCGCUGCUGCGGCCACCGCACAAUCCGGCUCAGCCGCAACGGUGUCAGUGGGGUGGAGGUGAGCUCGCUGAUCCAGGAAGUGGGACGGACAGCAUACGGAUGUUCUCGGAUCCCCUGCUGCCGGUAAACUACGCCGGGGUCGUCUUUCGCCCAACUUCAUGUGUCGAGGUGACAACAAUCAGCCCCACUGCGAGAACCAGGGGAGGCAACAGCAGCCCUCUUAGCUCACAAUCCCCGUUCCAGAGAGGCACCUCCGCCACUGUGGGGAGGACCGAGGCGGAGAGCAUACCGUCAGUGUGGCAGCGCCGCGUCUCAGGUGGGGUCACUGCUGGGAGUGAGCAGUCGUCAUCCACCCCAGCCGCCCCGCGCCGCGGAAGUGUGUCGCUGGCUGCCUUGUCCACGACAGUACUGACAGGGACGCCAGCGCUGCCAGCCUCGCGCGCAGGCAAGUCGCAGACGGCACCGGAUGCCAGCGAUCCCACGUCUCCGUCGCCGUCGCUGCAACCGAGCGGAGGCGCGGACAAGCAGCGGACAGUGGGAACGAUGGUAGGCGUAGUUACUUCUGCCUUGCGCCCGUGGUUGUUCUCAUCCUCCGGUCGUGAGCCCACAGUGAACAAUGCUGCUAGUGAGGCGCGCCUGCGGCCGGUCAGUGCCGCACAAACGAACACUGCAGCGACGCCAUCGGCGAGCGGGGUAGCACUGCCUACCCCCAAAGCGCGUUCUCCUGGCCGCUGCGAGGGCUACUCUGCCACUGAGUUGGAGGCCCUCCUGCGGAGGAAGCUGCUUGCCCACUAUCAGCGGCGUCAGCGGAAGUUGGGUGCGCAGCGAGCCCACCAUGCAGCGCAGGAGGCGGCCAAGACCGCAGCCUGUGCAAAGCUGAAGGCGUUGUAUGACGAGGCCUUCGCUUCUCGACUCGGAGCGGCGCCAUUGGACGCAGGCUGCACCACCACGUACCACUCCAGCGUCACUGUGGAUGGCUUUCCAGAGGUGCCACACGAGAUCGGCAUCGACGCUAACGAGCGCACGAGGGCUGCAAAUGGCUCGGCUGAGGGCGGAGAGUACUUCGCGAGAGAUGCCGCCCUGGCGACAUCCCCCGCACGCGCGGCGACGCAGCUGCCUCUACUGGAGGCGAAAACCUUUGCCAAGGGCGCGCAUGCUGCACUGCUCUCGCCGAAGGAAGGGGUGUUUCCACCGCCGCCGUCGGUCCCAUUCUCUCAUGACUUGCCGAUUCUGUUUUCACUCGAUGCCACGGCGCGACAGGCCGAGACGGAGGAGUUGGCGCUUCAGGCUUUUUCUGCUGCUCAUGCCCGUCCUGUGGAGAUGCCAGCGGCAGCUGUUCCCGGGACUGAGACGCUAACGGACGGUGGGGGUGAGCGCAAGGACUGGCUCGCUGCGACCCCCGCUGCGCGUCGUGUCCGCGAGGCCGCGUCGCUAGCGGUCGCCGUGGAGCAUCAGCGUGCCGCCUUUCGCCACGGCAAGGCUCCUACACGGGUGCACGUCGCUCCCCCGUGGCGGCCGCCGCACGACUCACGUGACGUGCCGGGUCUCUGGGAGACGUCCUCGGCGGAGGAGGAGGCAGACGCAGCAGCACGUGGACAACUGGGGCUCCCCGCGCCAGAAAAAGUACGGGAGGAAGUGCGGUGGCGCUGGAGUGCGCCGCCUUCUGACCGGGAUGACACGACGGGGACGACAUCCGAGGACGAAGAGAUAGAGGCGUCAUCGUCUCGCACCGCCUUUUCAUCCGUUACGUCUUCGACCUCGACGUCGCUGGCGCCGUCGUGGGUGUCGUUAGCGUCGGUGUCUCGAGCCGAUACCCUCGACGUACCUCAGCAAACUCCAAAGGAGUCUUUCAUUGCUGCGGCAACACUAACGGGUGUGUGGCAGCGCGUGGCAAGUCGGAGACUCGCGCGUAGCGAGCGUAAGUUGGGUGGUGGUAUGGCUGGCUCGCUGCAUGGCUCUGGCAAUGCUCGCUUUCAAGAGCAGUGGGCAUCCUCGCUGCAGGGAUCUCUCAUGCCACCGAAGCUUAACAACUUGGACAGUGGUAGCAGAGAUGAACACGCACGCGACGACGAGAGCGCAUGGGAGUCUUUGAGUGUGCCGAGUUUCGUGGUCGCGUCGGCAAAGGCGGCGGCGGAGGCGAGUGACGGAAGAGGUGAGACAGGCUCGGCCUCUCCCAGCUCCGCCUCGACUCUUUCCUCCAUCACGUCGGCAUCGCACUGCUCUGCUAACCACAGCGCCCUUGAUUCGAGCCACCUGCACCACACCAAGGGCGGAGAGCGGAAAGACGUGGGCGGCAGCUCAGAAGACGACGACAGCAGCGCCGACAGCAGCUCUGACAGUGCGCUGUCCUCGACAGCAGGGGCGGUGUCUCACUCAUUUGAUGACGUCCCCUCCUCGACGGACACCGGCUACGCUGGGGCAGAAGCCCGUGCGGCAGAAAUGAAGACGGAGAGCGAUGACGACGAGGAGGACGACAUGUCGUACACGUACACGGUGCAGCUGGACGCAGAGACGGGGCGGCGCUACUUCGAAUACGUGUGCCCUGUAGCAGUGGAGGUGGUAGGCGCAUUGCCAGGCGGUUAUCGUGUCGUGUCGGCGGAAGCGGCCUUGCGCGCUCUGGACUCCGCUGUGGCGGCUCCCUUCUCCGCAACACUGGUGCCCGCUAGCGGGCAUCACAUCAUAAAGCAAGACAGCGGUGGGCUGGCGACGCGAAUGCUGACCGUGGAGGCGCUGAGGUUGUCCGCAAUACCGAGGCUUUGCGAGGGCGGCAACGAUACGGCGACCGAGAGUGGCAGUAUCAGCAACGGCUUCGGCCAAGGCAAGGGAUCCCUGGUCGGUGGGGGCUACUGUGCCACGUGUCAGGAGGCCGGUGACUUCGGCGCUGCCGCUGCCUCGCCAUCGCCACUUCCGGUUCCCCCUCCAUCCACGUCGCUGGUGUCGUUACCCCCGGACGCUGGAGGGACUCUAGACUUCACGGCUACACCAGGGAAACAGCAGAGGCAUGCACCGGCAACGGAUACCAUUGCCUCACCCGAAGGGCCCUCAUCGGCACGAGCAGAUGCUUUUCACUUGGUUUGCCGUUCUAUCGCCAGCCGUCAGCACUAUACGACCGCGCGGGGCGCAGUCACAUCGUCGAGCCGCAGUACCGAUAGCAACAAGGGUGGAGGCAGUGCCACUGCGCGCCUUGGCGGGCUCGCGGCCUCGUUACACUUGAGCGGGGCACCAGUCGAGAAGGUGGCGACACCUCUUUGCCCUUCGCACCUGGCGCUGGCGGCACUUUCCGAGAACACCACGGCGAAAGUGCGCACGCCAUUGACUCACUUCUCUUCAGCUGAAUCUACCUCGACCUUAGUGAAUGCAGGGGUACUCCCCGUCUCCACGAGUGCCUUGGCCAAUGCUGAUGGCCGUGUGUCGCAGGGUUUCCUGUGUGACCAGGCUCGCGCACAAGGCCAGGCAGCUGUGGCUCUGGAGCAGGAGAUCGCCGCUGUCGUGGGGGCGACGUGGAGGGUGCGGGUACCAUCAAGUCUAUCAGCUCCGCCUCUGGGUUCUCCAUCAGCGCUGAUGCUGAGCAGCCCAGGCCUGGGGCUGGAGAAAUCGCAGCAGCAGCACCAAUGCACAGCACCGCUCCAGCACAUCCGUCUUCCUCUGUCUCUCGCUCUCCGACCACUGAGGCAGCGCACUCGCUUUGUUGGACUCCUGUGGCGUCUGUGGGUGUCCCUGAUGGUCAGUGACUUGGCGCUGCGUCGGGUGCUUCUUGAUCGUCACAACAGCGCGCCGUCACCUUCUCCGAGGUGCACGUUUGCGGAGGCUUUCGGAGACUGGGUCGCACCCCCUCGCAAUGCGGACGCGAAUGAGCGGACUGGGGUGGAUGUGUCCUUGUCAGACGAGGCGCGCACUAGCCACCGUUUUAGCCGCAGCAUCUCCUCCACCGACGACAGCGCGACGGCAGACUCACGGGAGUUGCAGGCGUUGGCUUCUCUUAUGCCACCUUCCCAUUCCUCGCCGCGCAAGUGGGGACUGUACUACGUGGAGUCGCGCACCCAAUGUGCGGUGCAGCUGCGCACCGACGCGGACUGGGCUGUGGUGCGGCGCAAGGUAGGUGAGAUGGGCACAAUGCUUCCCUUCGUGCGUCUGUACUUGCUGCUUGAGGAGGCGGAGCAGGCCUCCGAGUAG